AGUCAACGAAACACUGAUGGCGGCCAAGUCGGGCUCGUCUUCGAGCAUGCAGCAUCCGAAAGCACUGGGCGCCGAGAGCACGCACACCUCGGUACCAACAGAGGAACCAGGACCGCCACACCUUUGCGGGAAGGGAACAAUACAUUUCUGGAAGAACUUCGCUUUUGAACUGGAGGGUCGGCCCUACAUUCGCGUGAACCACGACAUAAACAUAGAGGAAGUACUCAACAUCUUUACACGAGAGUGGAAGUUCACACUUCCCCGCAUUGUGCUCGUGAUGAUCUCUAGUCUCAGCAAAUGGCAAGAAUGGAGCACCCCACGCCAGCUAGAGAACUUCAAGGAAGGCUUGAUCAAGGCGGCAAAUACGACGGCCAUGUGGAUACUGACAAACGGAAUCAACAUUGGCAUCGCCAAGGAAAUCGGCUCCCGUGUGAACGACGAACUGGUGCAGAGGCAGAUAAUAUGGUGCCACAAGCACCCACACACUGACUUCGAGAAACUUCCGCCUCUGUGCCUGCUGGGUAUCGUGCGGGAGGACCUCCUCACUUGCGCCGACAAAUUCGAGGCAAACAAGGAAGGUUCAAUAUACAUAGAAAACAGCGGCAGCCGACCUGAAGAAAACAAAUACGACUUGAACCCCGAUCAUACUCAUUUUAUUAUUGUUAAAGAUGAUACAGUGAACAAAACUGGGCUGAAUUAUUUCAUGCUAAAGCUGGAACAGCAGCUAUCAAUGACGUCAGACGACGAUAACGCGCUCAGCCCCCAUGGAGACAUAGAGGCAUCGGCGCUGUACUCGGCCGAAAUACCACUGAUAGCGAUCGUGUGCCAGGGAGGCACUGGAUGCAACAAGAUGGUCUUGGAACACAUCAAGAAACAGCUACCCGUGCUUGUCAUCCAGGGUAGUGGAGGUGUUGCUGAUUUGCUGGCACUCGCAUACAACGAAAUUGACAGACGUGGCGUAACAAUCUGGGAUCCUGAAUUCAUUGAGAAUGUCCUCAAGCCAGAAAUAAACUCCCACAUAUGCCAGAUGUUCCCAAAGUUUCGAGACAACGCACUUUCAAGGAACUUGUUCAAGGACAGAAUCAUCGAGUGUCUGCGCAUUGCGAGCCAGACUCAAGACCAAAUGUACUUUACGGUCAUUAACAUUCAGCACCACCACAAUAACCUACAGCACCUUGACGACAUUCUCGUGAAAGCCGUGUUUAAAUCGCAAGUGCAGCACCACCUGGCUCACCAAAUUAAAAAGGACCUGCUUCUCACACUCGAUUGGAACUGCCCCCACGUAGCUAUGACAAAGGUCUUUUCAAAGGACUUCGCUCAGCAGUAUCAGAUUGACCGGGAAGACUUCGAGUACGCAUUGCUGAAGCCAAAACGAGAAGAGUUCUUGCACAUUUUUCUCAAUCGAGGAUUUCUAAUUCACAAGUACUUGGACCCUAAAAGACUUCGGCAACUGUUUGCCAAGAUACAGCAUGAAGAGUUCUUUCGGACAGUUUGUUGGGAAGGAGCACUUGGACACAGCCUGCUCUCAAAGAUCGGCAGAAACUUCAUUGAAACCGACUUGAACUGGCUCAUAGAGACAACGACCGGCCUGCGAGACUUUCUCAACCAGGAGGAGCUUUCCGCCAACAGUGCUGUAGGCACAUACGUCAAGGAUGCUGCAUCGGCUGAGCGCAAGGCUCUCGUCAUCCUUUCUCUGUGGGCCGUCUUUACAAACCGUCGCAAGACGGCUGAAGUGCUAUGGAAAAACUGUGACCAGCCUAUCCACUUGGCAUUAUUGGUGUCCAUGACAUACGAGAAGCUCACCGCGUACGUCUCAGAAGGCACCAUCAAACAGGAGCUUCUAGACACGAGCAAGUGA
Molecule: messenger RNA, 1858 nt
Organism: Dermacentor albipictus
Lineage: Eukaryota; Metazoa; Arthropoda; Arachnida; Ixodida; Ixodidae
Source: RefSeq, a predicted model, not a curated record